ACUCCGGCAAGCAAGGAAGCCAGUGUCGUGCGAUACGUUGAGGGGUAAAGGUGUUUUGUGUCAUUCCAUUGAUAUAUUCACGAGUCUGUACUGUCAUAAGUGUUUAAAAAUAGUAAAUAGUAGUAAAUAUCUCAUACCGGAUGUGAUAUGCGUGAACAUUAUUACGUAUUUUGUUACUCAAGCUUGAAAAUAUUCGUUGUCGAAUAAUUUAACAAUCGAAUCGUUUCGAAUUUUUCGUUAUACGUGAAGACACGUGUGACAAAAGUCCGUUCCUUUGUUUUUAUACGGUUAAAUCCGAAUAAUCGUGCUUUGAAAUUUGCAGUAGUGUAAGAAAACGAAUAUAAAAAGACAAGAAUAAAUCUAUGACGUUAACAAAAUUUCGGCGCGAAAUUUCUCGUUCAGAAUUUCAUUGAAACGCGAACCGGAACGUUUCGCGCGUUCAAGAAAUUUAUUGGUCGAUUUUAAAAUGAUCGAUCGAAUUCAUCGAUAGAUGUCGCCCCUGAAGUUUAAGUGAACCGGCUAUUUGAGAUUCAUGGAGUCGGGAGAAAUUUUCGAAUUUACGUUUCGAUUGAACAGAAUGAGAUUUUAGAUUCCGCGUUAUUGUAUACUUAAACAAAACAAAUCGAGAUUAACUGAUCGAUUUCGUGGAACAGUUAGUUUUGUGAAUUCGAGGGUAGGAAAAAGUGCGGGAAUGUGUCACAAUUGACAUUCUUGAAUCGAAAUACAUCGAUACGGUUAGAACUAGUUUCGAUUAGUGAACAAUGCGCACUGCGGAUAAAUACUCGACUUGCGUUUCGCGUGUUCGUAAUUGACUGUGGUGUUGAAGUGUGUUCUCCUCUUUAAGGACAUGAUGGGACGCCAAAGCUGCGGUAAACUGUGCUUUCUGUUCGUCGUGCUACUUCUCGCAGCUGCAUUAAAAGGUGGAAAUGGCGAUGUAGAAAAUCUGGAUCCAGAUGUACAAGACUAUACCACUGAUGAAGAUUAUAACGAUGUCUUUGACGCAACAACUAACGGGACUGAAAUGGAGGCAGUGUCUGGAGCCAAAAGUGGCACGUUGAAAUUUAUACGCACUUUGACUAAUAUUUCGAAAGAUGCUGGUGGUGUUGCGCAUAUGCGAUGCGAGGUUGUUGGAGAUCCUCCGCCAACUAAAAUCAAAUGGUUCAAGAACGAAGCACCUCUUGAAGAGAAACGACCGAAAAUCACGAUUAAGAAGAUACAUGCACAGGCGCAUGAACAUGCUGCGAAAAAUAUUGCCGGAAGUCGUUUAAAGAUCAUCAACUUAGAUGUCUCUGACGUAGGUUUCUACACUUGUCGCGUAACAAAUGGAAAAGAUCAGAUUCAGAGCGAAGGAACUCUUCGAGUCGAUUCCUCCAAAAACAGACAUGUUCCUGUUCAUUCCGAUCAUCCCAUUAGUCAAACAUCGGAUGAUAGAUUUUCCCCGGAUAUGAUUGGUGGUGAUUUCAUUGAAGGCAUUGGACCUGGAGAUGGAUUAGACCUUUCAGGGACUGGAAUGUCAACGCCACAUAUCUCACACUUGGCAUCAACAAAUCCAUUUAGCAUAUUAUCACCAAGUCCACAACCAACUAGUUCUCAAACUAAUACUAUCGACGUUCAUACAAUUGGCGGCCUUAGAAAUGUCAAUAUGCAGUUAUCUCCUGGCAGAAAAGAUAAUCAUGAAGGAAAAUGCGAAAUGUACGUAGGGAAAACAUGUGCACAAUUUUUAGGAAAUCAAUCUGUUUAUAUUCCAUAUCCAAUGACCCAAGAAUUACUUGACGACAAAUUGAUGAAAGCUUUUGGUGUUAUUAAAUACUCAAAUGAGGUUUCAUCAAAUUGUGAAGGUUAUGCAAAACCAUCAUUAUGUUUUUCUGCAUUUCCAAUAUGUCGUGAUCCUGACAAUAUUCUUAAACUUAAAAAUUCUGAUGCUAGUGCAAGUUUAUUUCAUUUUUUAAAUUCAAAUCAAGGUGAUUUUUCAAGAGAUAUGGGCGAUGGAGAUGAUGCAGAUGAUAUUACAGGAACUCAUGGUAUUCCCAGAAAACGUAGUCCCACAUUAGGUCCUAGCUCAGAAUUCAAUCCAUAUAAAGAUGGAAAAGCUUCUAAUAAAAAAAUAAUAAAUCAAAGCUAUGGUGAAACACAAUCAUCUAAUAGAAUGGAAAUCAAUCGUAAAUUACGGAGAAUCUGUCGACAAGAAUGUGAAAUGUUAGAGAAUGACUUGUGCAAAAAGGAAUAUGCAAUUGCUAAAAGACAUCCACUGAUUGGACAUCAAGUGCCUUUAAUUGAUUGUUCAGAUUUACCGAUGGAAGAUACUCCCGAGGCUCGUGAUUGUUUAACUCUUGGAAUCUCCUCAGGAAACAAUGUACAGGAAAAUGACUAUUGUUACUGGGGAAGCGGAAAAUCUUAUCGUGGAAUCGUAAAAACAAGUAUUAGCGGAAAACCAUGUAUGCAAUGGUCACACGGUGAAUUUAAUCUUCAGAUUUCCGAUUAUCCUGAAUUAGCUGGAAAACAUUCGUAUUGUCGCAAUCCAGGUGAUAAGGAAUUACAACCAUGGUGUUAUGUUUAUGUCGAUAGUAAACCACAAAAGGAAUUUUGUAAUAUACCUAAAUGUGUUGAAAACUUAUGGAUCUAUGCAGUCGUUGGUUUUGUACUAACAGGAGGAUUUGUUACCAUAUUAGUCUGUUAUUGCUGUUGCUAUAGAAGCAGGAAAUCUAGAAGGCAAAUGAAUCAUUUGCCAACGAAUAAAAUGUUAACUGGUAUACAAUGUGACAAAAAUAUAUACGAUGGACGACGAAGCACAACCCAACCUAUGGAAAUGAGUUCUCUUUUAGCUGGUCCCGGUAAUACUACACCCGGAACAGGAACAUUAAGUAGUGGCAGUAGUCGAACAUCCAACAAUAGAGUGCCACAAUUUACUACUAAUAAUGUCGUACUUUUACAAGAACUUGGAGAAGGAGCUUUCGGAAAAGUAUACAAGGGAGAAUUACAAACAGGCAAUAAAUGCGAACCUCCAAUUUACGUAGCAGUGAAAACAUUGAAAGAGAAUGCAAGUCCAAAAACACAAAGCGAUUUCAAACGGGAAGUUGAUUUGAUGACAGAUCUAAGACAUCCAAACAUUAUUUGCCUAUUGGGCGUAAUAUUAAAAGGAGAACCAAUGUGCAUGUUGUUCGAAUACAUGACCCAAGGGGAUUUACACGAGUUUCUUAUUUGUCAUUCACCAAGAUCAGACGUUCCAUUGAACAAUGGAAACGGAAAAAUUCUGGAACAACCGGAAUUUCUGCACAUCGCGUUACAAAUAGCAUCUGGUAUGGAAUAUUUAGCCAGUCAUCAUUACGUUCACCGAGAUUUAGCCGCAAGGAAUUGCCUAGUUGGAGAUAAUUUAACAGUAAAGAUCUCUGAUUUUGGUUUAUCUCGUGAUAUAUACAGCAGUGAUUACUACAGAGUUCAAUCUAAGAGUCUAUUACCUGUUCGAUGGAUGCCUCCAGAAUCAAUUCUUUAUGGCAAAUUUACCACAGAGUCCGACGUAUGGAGUUUCGGAGUCGUAUUGUGGGAAAUUUAUAGUUACGGUUUACAGCCGUAUUACGGAUACAAUAAUCAAGAAGUAAUAGACAUGAUUCGAUCACGGCAAUUAUUACCCUGCCCUGAGGAUUGUCCAACCAUGAUCUACAGCCUAAUGAUAGAGUGCUGGCACGAGGUGGCUAAUCGUAGACCGCAGUUUCCGGAGAUUCAUCAUCGUCUGCACAAUUGGUACAUAAACCAAACUUACCUGAGCGAUUUCUGUAACGAAUCUAUCACCAGUUAUUCCGGAAGCAGUCACAAAAGCACAAAUAAAACCAAUUCCACGCAGUUAUCAGCACCAAUAUACAAGUGCGAUCCGAAGGACAUGAACUUCAAAGCGAAUACGGAUCAACAACCUUCGUUCUGCAACCUGAACGACCACAGCAAUGGUAUUAAAAUGUUGCCACCAAGCUUCCAGAACACGAACCCCGUCGAGCAGAGGCCAAACUGUGGUUUCAGUGAACACGGUACGCCGAUAAAGACUUCUGUCUACCCGAAUCAAACGACAAACAUCAAUUUAAAUGAUUUCGAUGAAAAACAAUGUUGCUCGCCAAAAUUAAGCGGAGCGAAGAAAGUAUUGCCUCCAGCACCUCAACCAAUGAGCAAAAUAAAUACUUCUAAUGGAACCAGAUCAAUGCAAAACGGAGCGCAAUUAGUUGUCAGGUUACCAGAUCCUAGUAAGGUCACUACAGAGACCAGGGUAUCGAAGUGAAUAUAAUUAAAUAUUGUUUCACUUGGACGAUUUUUAUAUGAAUUUCAUGGUAAAUCGCGCGUUAUACAAGGUAUAUAUCUAUACCUCUACGUUCGUUUCGUAAGUAAAAGAAUUCGAUCUUCGAAACUUUCGUGUAAUGUUUGUUAAGCAGGAUAGGUAAACAGACUUCUCACCAAUACCUAAUCACUGCCAUGUUUUCGUAUUUAUUUAUUUCUUUCGAUCGAAAUAUAGAUAUUUUAUACUGUCAAUAAA
Molecule: messenger RNA, 4513 nt
Organism: Apis florea (little honeybee)
Lineage: Eukaryota; Metazoa; Arthropoda; Insecta; Hymenoptera; Apidae
Gene: Ror
Product: tyrosine-protein kinase transmembrane receptor Ror
Biological process (GO): cell surface receptor protein tyrosine kinase signaling pathway; positive regulation of kinase activity; protein phosphorylation
Cellular component (GO): signaling receptor complex; plasma membrane
Molecular function (GO): transmembrane receptor protein tyrosine kinase activity; Wnt-protein binding; ATP binding
Source: RefSeq, a predicted model, not a curated record